Notechis scutatus (mainland tiger snake) is the source of this 304-nucleotide messenger RNA. Lineage: Eukaryota; Metazoa; Chordata; Lepidosauria; Squamata; Elapidae. The record is from RefSeq and is a predicted model, not a curated record.
AGCUGUUUGACAACUAUAUGCAGCAGGACGCACACGAAUUCCUGAACUAUCUGUUGAACACAAUUGCGGACUUGCUGCAAGAAGAAAAGAAGCAGGAAAAACAGAAUGGAAAACUCCAGAAUGGAAGCAUUGAGAGUGAUGAAGGGGAGAAGACCGAGCUUACGUGGGUCCAUGAAAUCUUCCAGGGAACACUAACAAACGAAACUCGCUGUUUAAACUGUGAAGCUGUGAGCAGCAAAGAUGAAGAUUUUCUGGACCUGUCGGUUGACGUGGAACAAAAUACAUCAAUCACACAUUGCCUGAG